Molecule: messenger RNA, 655 nt
Organism: Haemorhous mexicanus (house finch)
Lineage: Eukaryota; Metazoa; Chordata; Aves; Passeriformes; Fringillidae
Product: transthyretin
Exons: 4
Coding region: 48-500 (150 amino acids)
Biological process (GO): purine nucleobase metabolic process
Molecular function (GO): thyroid hormone binding
Source: RefSeq, a predicted model, not a curated record
CCUCAGCUCCUGGCUGCUGGCACCAAGGCUCACUAACAGCAAGCAGAAUGGCCUUUCAGUCUGUGCUCUUUGUUUUCUUAGCUGGACUGGUAUUUUUCUCUGAAGCUGCACCACUGGUCUCCCAUGGCUCCGUUGAUUCCAAAUGCCCUCUUAUGGUGAAAGUGCUGGAUGCAGUCAGAGGGAGCCCUGCAUCCGAUGUAAAUGUUAAAGUUUUUAAACAGGCUGAAGAUGGAACCUGGCAGGACUUUGCUGUUGGGAAAACCACAGAGUAUGGGGAGAUUCAUGAUCUCACGACAGAAGAACAGUUUGUAGAGGGAAGGUACAUGGUGAAGUUUGAAACCAGCUCCUACUGGAAGGCGCUUGGGCUUUCUGCAUUCCAUGAGUACGCUGAUGUGGUGUUCACUGCUAACGACUCCGGUCACCGCCACUACACCAUCGCCGCUCUCCUCAGCCCUUUCUCCUACUCAACCACUGCUGUUGUCACUGAUCCCCAGGAAUAAACAUGUACUGUCUUUUCACACUUUCCUCCACUAGAACUAUCAUAGGCUUUUAGGAGGAAGGUUUUUCCUAUUGCUAAUGCAUAACUUUUUGCUACAUUAGUUGGUUUUUUUCCAUUUUGUAACCUGGCAAACUUCAGACAAGUCAAUAAAAUAUU